AUGGCUUCUAUCUUGAAGUCGAGACUUCUUCUAUUACAUUGUACAUAUUUGUUUCUCAUGUCCAUGAUCGGCAGUGUCAUACUCUACACUAAAUCGACGCAGAUCAGUGAUCUACAAUAUGUUGACGCGUUGUUCAUGAGCUUUAGUGCCAUGACAGGGACUGGGCUGACUGUGCUGGAUCUCUCUACGUUGAACGGUCUACAGCAAGGAAUCCUACUCACGCUCUUGAUCUUGGGUCAUGCUAUUCCUAUCAAUACAGUCAUCUCUUUCCUACGCGCCCUCACCCUCCGUUCUGCGCUGAAAGAUAACUCGAACAAAAACAAACUGUGGCAGGAUAUGAUUCACAAGCCAGUAAUACAUUUACAAGAAAAGCAGACUGACAAGGAUCAUUAUACUGCUAUCCUUACCAAAAUUCUGACACCAUUGAGGACACACAUCACAGGGAGGGAAAUACACGCAGAUAUUCCAUCCCCGUCCGAGCCCGAUGUCUCUCGAGACACUCGCCAUUUCAUCAUUGUCACCGACCAGUCAUAUCCUCAUUUGACUCGGCAAUCUCAGUCUAUAAAUAAUAGUGGUCACCGACGGAGGGUCGGUGGUUUGAAAACAUGCUCUUCCUGGCUUAUAGUCAGACUAAAGGGCAUGUGGCUCCGAAUCAAAGACCUUGCGCACUGGAACGGAUCAAUUGACCCCAAUGAGCCGGGCUGGGUAGAGUACCAAGCACUCAUAAUACUAUCGGUGCUCACAAUACUCUACGCCAUCGUCUUCCUUUUUGUCGGCAUUUUGAGCAUCGGACUUUGGAUGUCAUUAUCACGCCCAGAUAUCCCACAAGCAGACGGAGUUUCUCCUCUUUGGGCAGGCGCUUUUCUAGCCACAUCUUCGUUUGUCAACAACGGGAUGUCACUUAUUGAUGCUAAUAUGGCGCCUUUCCAACUGGAGCCUGCUCCACUUCUCAUCUGCGGGUUUCUCAUCCUCACUGGAAACACGCUGUUUCCGUGCAUAUUACGGCUUGUGAUAUGGACCAUCAGAAAAAUGCUACCAGAUAAAACGAGGUGGAGGCCGUGGCAGCGACCUUUCGACUUGAUUCUUACCCAACCUCAAAGGGUGUGCACUUUUUUAUACCCUGCUAUACAUACAUGGUUUUUGCUCGGGACAGUCUUGGUACUGAAUGGUAUCAUGUGGGGGUCUUUUGAGCUUGCUUCUGUCCGCAGCAGCAAAAUCGCCACCCUCCCUUUCAAGUUCCGAGUCUUGGACGGCCUUUUCCAAUCUUCUGCUGUGCGGGGUGGUGGAUUUUCCGUCGUGACAUUCGAGAAGCUGCCACAAGGACUGCUCACUAUCUAUCCAGCUGCGGUCCUUAGAAGCAGAAAUUCCGACGAGAAUGAACUGAAAAAGAUCCCAUGCAUCGAAGCUGGUAAAUCAGACUGCUCGUCUCCACUCAGCGGUUCAAAAAACUCGAUACUUGCCCGCGGUCAGUCCUAUAUUCAGCACUUCCGCGUUCAUUUAAGCUACGAUGUAUGGUGGCUAAGUCUUGCCGUUCUUAUCGUCUGUGUUGCCGAGUCAGAUCAUUAUGAUUCGCAACCCUUGGCCUUUUCUACUUUCAACAUCAUUUUCGAGGUUGUAUCCGCAUACAGCUACGUAGGUGUUAGUGUUGGAUACCCCGGCAAAAACUACUCUUUCUGCGGGGAAUGGACCCCAUUCAGCAAAGUCUUGCUGAUAUUCAUCUCUUUUAUUGGCCGACAUCGCGAUCUGUUCGCUUCAAUUGGGAAUUCCACAUGGCUGACUGGUUUUGGGGAAGUGGCUGAUGAAGACAUGAAGCUUCAAGAGAAAGAUGCUGAACAUAUCUCGUCUGCGACUGUCCGGCUCUAUUGA
Messenger RNA from Penicillium cataractarum, 1866 nucleotides. RefSeq lists its product as uncharacterized. The transcript is spliced from 7 exons. Bases 1 to 1866 code for a protein of 621 amino acids. Gene Ontology annotation, molecular function: high-affinity potassium ion transmembrane transporter activity. The record is from RefSeq and is a predicted model, not a curated record. Lineage: Eukaryota; Fungi; Ascomycota; Eurotiomycetes; Eurotiales; Aspergillaceae. Gene Ontology annotation, cellular component: plasma membrane. Gene Ontology annotation, biological process: potassium ion import across plasma membrane; intracellular potassium ion homeostasis.